This is a messenger RNA of Penicillium olsonii, 1083 nucleotides long. The record is from the annotation of a GenBank genome assembly. Lineage: Eukaryota; Fungi; Ascomycota; Eurotiomycetes; Eurotiales; Aspergillaceae.
AUGUCGUCCAUCACCGGUUCUCUCGUGCGUCGAGGCACAGAGGCUGCCAUCGGCUCCUUCCAGAAGAAGCCCGACCAGCCAAAUGGAGGCCUCAUCGCUCUAUUCGCCAUCACCGCCGUGGUGUUUGGAUUGAUCUUUUGGAGCAUCGAAUACACCUAUGCAAUGGUCAUCGCCACCUUGGCCGCUGUCGAGGAUACAAACCCCGAUAUCUAUGUCCGGAUCUCCAAUCCCGACCCGACCAAGCCGAAUGACGAGGAGGCCGAGUUGGCAGUCUCUACUCCUCCCAAGCCCAUCACCAAUAAACUGCGCACAGCCAUGAAGCAUUUGCGCGACCGCGCGGGCUUCUGGUCCCGCUUCCGCGGAAUGGGCAUGUUCCUGUCUUACACUGCUAUGAACGGAUUCCUGUUCGCUUCCGUCCCCGUGAACGAGAACUCCCUCUUCUACCGGUUCAUUGUCCAGUCGGUCGUGAGCAUCGCCCUGGCCAAUUGGCAGAUGGCUUGGGUUCACAUCGUCAUCACCGAGCCCUCCCCGAAGCGCUUUUGGCAGCGCAUCCCCAGCUACAGGGAUUGGAUCAAGAUUGCCCCGGCUGCGGCCCUGGAGAAUGUGCUGAUGUCCGCUGCUUUCUUCUUGCCCAUGGCGCUGGUCCAAUUCCUCGGCUGGCUUGACCCGGUCAGUGACGAUGCCCCUCCCAUGGUCACUCUGUACCGCUUCAUGGGGGUGACUGUCAUCCCCACGGUUCUGUCCUUCCUCAUCUCCAUGCCUGCCCGCGUGAUCUUCAUCCGUGUGGCGGCCUCUAUGCUCCCGGAGGAGGAUGAGACUAUUGUGCCCUUCGACCGCUCCUUCGGCGGCAAGGUCAGCCCGGCCAUCACGGGUGGCAGUGGCAAGAUUGGGCUCUUGGAGGCCUGGACCACCUUUGACUGGGCUGCCCGUGUGCGCUUUGCCAAGGUAAUUGGUAAGACCUUUGCCAUUCAAGUGGCGCUGGGCGUCCUUGCCGCUUUGGUGCUUGGUGGUCAAGUCAUCCUGAUGUUCAAGACUGCCAAGCCUAACUCCGAUGCUCCUUACCAAAUCAGCUGGGAGUCUUGA